Messenger RNA from Tigriopus californicus, 2969 nucleotides. RefSeq names its product zinc finger FYVE domain-containing protein 9-like (gene Sara). Gene Ontology annotation, biological process: endosomal transport. Gene Ontology annotation, cellular component: early endosome membrane. Gene Ontology annotation, molecular function: metal ion binding. The record is from RefSeq and is a predicted model, not a curated record. NCBI's taxonomy places the organism in Eukaryota, Metazoa, Arthropoda, Copepoda, Harpacticoida, Harpacticidae.
AGUCCGCCUCCGUAUAGCGAGGUCGAUCCCAUGCAUGACAGUCAGGUGCUACGCCCCAUGCGCCCUCAGGAUUUGCCCAUUGUCAAUGCUCACCUCCCGGAUGAAGGUCUGGAUGAGGGUUUCGACGAGGAACCCCAACUCCAGGUCCCGCCGCCCGCACCAGUCGUCCUAUUUCCACCCCCGGUCGCAGAGGAACCCGCUGGACCGCCCGAACCGGCCGAUUAUUUGGAGCCUAUGAUUCCUAGUCGAAACCCGCCCCUGGCUUCUAAUUUGGAGGUGCCACCGCCGGGCGCUCCGGGUAGCACCCCCAAUCAUCCCACGGAUCCCUCUGUCGAUCUCAUACUCCAGGGCAUGACCGAGGCUCAGUUGAAAUUGGGCUCGGAGGCGCCCACGUGGGUCCCGGAUGAGGAGGCCUCCCAAUGCAUGAUCUGCGCCGCCAAGUUCACCCUCGUCCGACGCCGCCAUCAUUGUCGUGCUUGUGGAAAAUUAUUGUGCAGUGCAUGUUGCGGCGAAAAGGCAGUGCUUCUUCAUCUGGAUUCCAAAUUGGGACGCGUGUGUAAACCUUGCCAUAGUAUCAUGGAUCGCUUAGACCGGCACGCCCGCUUGAAAAGCGAAGGUCAAAUUGAAAGCUCGCCAGGAUCGUCCUCGCCCACUCAACCCCGCGCUCCUCCCAAUCCGAAUAAUCCCAUGGAUUAUUGCUCGACGGUUCCACCUUUGGAGCAGGCCCGAUCCUCAUCCUCUAGAGCGGGACCGAGUGAAACACCCUCCGUGAUGGUGCCUGUGGGCGUGCUGAAACGAAACUCCACGUCAGGCAGUGCCAAUGCGGCCAAUGCGGCCAAUGGCUCGACCCACCCGACCAGUCCCGAGACGAAUCCUCGAGCUGUCAAUGGCGAGCUCAAGCACGUCAUGUUUUCGGAUGGGAUUCGUCCCGGGGGUGAUCUCACGGAGGUGGACGGGUCUGCAGGGUCGCCCUCUCUCGUCUCUAGUGGAGGCCUCAGACGACCCCCCAUGAGCGGCAAGAGCCGUUCCAAGUCGUCGGGCAAGAGCAGUGGUCGGAAGUCGCGGUCCACGGCGGAUGUCGGAAGAAGUCUUUUGCCCGAAGAUAGUGAUCAGCUGCCGUUCAUUCGUCACCCCGGUGAUCCACGCCCUGCCUUUGGGGACGUCAAUGAAUUGGCCAUGGCCUUUCUCCCGUCCACCCCUGCGGUCAAUCCCAAUCACGAAGAGGGAGCUGUGGCCUCACCCAGCACCUUGGAACAAGAUCCUCACACUGUGCAAUUCGUCUUGAACAAGAAUCUCAUCGUUCAUGUCAAGUCCGUCUUCUAUGAGCCCGUAGGUCGGACGAUCUGGAAUUUCCGAAGUCAAGGCUUGGCCUCCGUGGGUCAGGAUGAGGUGGUAUUUCUCCUGAUUCGAAAUGAAGACGAGUGCCUUCCUCCCAGGGACAUCUUCGAUCAAAUCCAAUCCAUUUACGAAGCCGCACGUGGGGGCAACCCGGUGACCAAUUUGGGAUACACUACCAUUCUGUCAGGUAAACCGUUCUUGGACUCGACGGAUUACGGGGGCUUCUUGUACAUCAAGCCCACCUUUCAAAGUCGAUCCGGUUUGGAUCUACCUCAACAUAGUCCGUACCUGUUCGGCGUUCUCAUCUCAAAAUGGGAAGUGUCGUGGGCGCGUGUCUUCCCAUUGAGGCUAAAACUGAGAUUGGGUGCCCAAGCCAAGUACUACCCCGCCCCCAUUUGGUCCGACCGGGAUCGCACCACCGCCUAUCGUGACGUGGGCAACACCAUCAUGAAGUUAUUGAGCGAUUUCAGGAACUUCACCUACACUUUACCCGUGAUCAAAGGCAUGAUGAUCCAUUCCGAGGAAAAGCUCACGACGAUCAUCAUUCCGAAAGAUCGAUAUCGUCAGAUUCAGCGAGCCCUUUUGAACAGCAACGACCCAGUUCUUGCCCUUGGAGCGAUAUUCAGUCCUAAAGCCGAUUCUCAUCUGGUGGCUGUCCAUUCGGAUGACACCGAUAAGGAUGGAGCCACUCGAAAUCUCAUGUCAACCAGCGAUUACGAGACCAGGACCAUCAAUUCGCUGAAUGGGCAAAGAAAAGUUACUGGAGCCAGCUUCAUCGUGUUUAAUGGCGCCUUGAAAAGCGCCUCUGGAUUGCGGGGAAAAUCAAGCAUCGUUGAGGAUGGGAUCAUGGUCCAAGUGUCUCAGGAACGAAUGCUCGAGUUCAGGAAGUCAUUGGAACGCAUGGAGGAUGUAGAGAUCGAAUGCGGCCCCGUCGGUGAGGGAGCCCCAGAGGAAAAAGUCCUGAUCCAGUGGGUCAAUGUGGAUGAGACCGUGAAUUCUGGGAGUGAUAAAAGCCAUCACUUCAUCCGUUGGACCGAAGUCUUUCUUUUGUCUCCUCCCGUGUCCUACGACAUGGACCCUUCAGACCCCAUGAACGUGGCCACGACCUUGGCCAAGGCCGUUUGUGUGACUUUGGCCCCCCAUUUGAAGUACAUGUUGGCCGAGAGGCAAAGCCCGCUUGCUGUCAGGGUGAACUUGGAGACAGAAAACUUUGGAUAUGAGGCCGGUAGCAAUGGACAGCCGUUUUCUCAAGAGUUCAUGAAUUUUCUCGACGAUUCACUCAUUCCAUUGCUUCAUGGCGGCGAUCUCGUGGCCGGCAGCGGACGACCCUCCCUCGAGAUGGUGUUUCAUAUACUCGAUUGUUAGAUUGUCACACACCACCACCCUCUUACAUAAAAUGGACACUUUACUAUUAGCUGUUUAGGGGUCAGAAAUCUUAAUCCAUUCAUCCCAUACUAUCAUUAUUAUUAUUACUAUCAUCAUCAUUUCCUACGUCUGGAUGCAAAUUGGUAAUGAAGGAAUCAAUUCAAAUUAUUCUCCUCUGUGAUCGAAAAUUCGUGUUCGCGAAACAAUGUCAACUUGUCAAGUCCUUUCAUCAAUUAUACAUACACCAUGUGUAGCAGCUACCACUA